Dunckerocampus dactyliophorus (ringed pipefish) is the source of this 8773-nucleotide messenger RNA. It is a transcript of the gene frmd4ba, whose product is annotated as FERM domain containing 4Ba. The transcript has 18 exons. Gene Ontology annotation, cellular component: cytoskeleton; adherens junction; bicellular tight junction. Gene Ontology annotation, biological process: establishment of epithelial cell polarity. The record is from RefSeq and is a predicted model, not a curated record. The coding region runs from base 4333 to 6924 and encodes 863 amino acids. Lineage: Eukaryota; Metazoa; Chordata; Actinopteri; Syngnathiformes; Syngnathidae.
AUUAUGACAAAUCCGUGAAUACAUGAGUUUCAGAAUAAUGGUAAUUGCACACAGUGUAGUACAGCCACAGUCUGCCCGUAAUCCAUUGCAUCCGCAAUCAAACAUGUUCGUGUUCGAGUUUGCAGAUGUACCAAAUGAAGGGUUCGAUUAGACUGCAUUUGAACAGAUUUGGGGCAUGUACGUAUAUGCUGUAUAUCCAUAUACAUGCAGUGGUGUGUUUGCCUCCUUCCUGCCCCUUUUUUUGCAUGUUUGUCACACUUGAAUGUUUCAGAUCAUCAAAGAAAUUUAAAUAUUAGUCAGUGACAACACAACAGAACACAAGAUGCAAUUUUAUAAAUGAAAAUUUGGAUUAUUAAGGCAGGAAAAAAAAUCCAAACCUACCCUGUGUGGAAAAAGUGAUUGCCCACCUGUUAAAACAUAGCAUAACUAAAAUUAAUUGAGAUCUAUCAAGUCUGGCAAAGGUUAUAAAGCCAUUUGUAAAGCUUUGGGACUCCAGCAAACCACAGUGAGAGCCAUUACCCACAAAUGGACAAAACAUGGAACAUUGGUAAACCUUCCCAGGAGUGGUCGGCCAACCAAAAUGACCCCAAGAGCGCAGCGACGACUCAUCCGAGAGGUCGCAAAAGACCCCACAACAACAUCCAAAGAACUGCAGGCCUCACUUGCCUCAGUUAAGGGCAGUGUUCAUGACUCCACCACAAGAAAGACGCUGGGCAAAAACAGCCUGCAUGGCAGAGUUCCAAGACCAAAACCACUGCUGAACAAAAACAACAUGAAGGCUCGUCUCAAUUUUGCCAGAAAACAUCUUGAUGAUCCCCAAGACCUUUGGGGAAAUACUCUUUUUGGAAGGUGUGCGUCCCAUUACAUCUCUCCAGCAUCAUACCAACAGUAAAAUAUGGUGGUGGUAGUGUGAUGGUGUGGGGCUGUUUUGCUGCUUCAGGACCUGGAAGACUUGCUGUGAUCAAUGGAAGCAUGAAUUGUGCUGAAGGAGAAUGUUGGUGACCUCAAGCUGAAAGCAACUUGGGUUCUGCAGCAGGACAAUGAUCUAAAACACACCAGCAAGUCCACCUCUGAAUGGCUGAAGACUCUGGAGUGGUCUAGUCCAAGUCCUGACCUGAAUCCUAUUGAGAUGCUGUGGCAUGACCUUAAAAAGGAAAAGCCUCCAAUGUGGCUGAAUGACAACAAUUGUGCUAAAUUCCUCCCCAGCGCUGGAAGAGACUCAUUGCAAGUUAUCACAAACGCUUGAUUGCAGUUGUUGCUGCUAAGGGGGGCCAACCACUUAUUAGCUUUAGGGGGCCAUCACUUUUUCACACAUGGCUAUGUAGCUUGUGAUUUUUUUUCUCCCUUUUAAUAAUAAAAAGUUUCAUUUAAAGUGCAUUUUAUGUUCAGUUGUGUUGUCAUUGACUAAUAUUUACAUUUGUUUGAUGAUCUGAAACGUUUAAGUGUGACAAACAUGCAAAAAAAUAAGAAAUCAGGAAGGGGGCAAACACUUUUCCACACCACUGUACAUGGCAGCUCGUCUGAUAUGUGGGUGUUCUAUGAUCUUCGUUCCUGCAACGCUGUGUCCAUGAUGAAUUGAGUUGGGGAUUGGAGGUGCUACAUGUCAACAAUCUGACAUCAGACAAUAUAUUCCAAUGUAUUGUGUAGGUAAUGUUGUGCUCAGAUGUCAUCCAGGAGCAGGAAAUCUCACUUUGUUUGCGUAUGACUGCAUAUAUUUACUGUAGAUAAUGUUCAACCAGCCUCGAUCAGAUUUGUAUUUAUUGCUAGGCGUCUUCCUUUCGUUAAUGAUUCUCGAAUCGGCAUCCACAUGAAUCUGAAACUUGUAAAUGAAGGCAGAAUUGUUGUUAUGUUUAGACAAUGACGACUUUGUUUGGACAUACAUUGGACUGUGUGCGACUCUUUUUGGAGACUGUGCCUGCAUAAUCUGUCCACCAGUGGAGAUAAGAUUAGUGGGCCUCAGAGGCUUGUCCUGCUGAUAAGGUACGUUGUUUUAUUUUGCCUGGCACUGGAAUGAAGGGCAUUCAUUGGCUGUGGCUAGUAAACACUGCUCAGCAUGAGUGUGUGGCUCAGCUGCAGAACAAGUGUCUUGCCGAAAUGAUGGCCUCUGUCCUUGCUGCUAACAAGUAUAGUUGUGCUCUGUAGGAAAUUAAGCAUGUCUGAAUGCACUUUGACCUCUUGUCCAACCCUUGUCUUUGUCCUCUUAGAUGAAACUUGGCACCGUCUGUUUGUGCACAAUAAUGGCUUCAUUAUUCCAAAGCGGGACCGAUCUGAUACAAUGUUCUUAUUUUGGAUCAUACUUUUAAUUAUGACUGUGAACAUUUGUGUUUGAAUGUUUAGCUCAUGGGCGCACAGGGACAGGCUGUACUUUGACCUUCCCGCAAAAAUCAAAGCGUGAACAAAUUAAGCUUUUCACUGGUGCAUCCCCCCGCAGCCAUGUGGCAGUAUUUCUCCCCCUUUGUUUCUGCUCCUUUUCGUGAAGAGGCUCAGUAAAUCCCCUCAUAAAGCCUAAAGUGUAAAUGUGCCUCCUCUACACUGUAUCAGCAAAGGGCCCUUUAGCAGUGAGAUUAGCUGGAGUCCUCCUCUUCUGACAGUCAGCUGCCUUAAGAGGGAUGAGCCUGGUCUGCUGUCCAAUAGUAGACGUGAUUUGAGUUGGAGCAUCGUGGGCCAACCCCCCACUGACUGUGGAAUGAAUGCGCUACCAGGUUUAUUGUAUUUGAAUUCCUUUUGGUACAUUAGCAUGGAAACAUGAUAGACUACACAGUGCUGUUAUGCUUACAACCGUUAGUCAGCUUUUAGUUAUGUAAGUAUUCAUUUGAAAGUGCCUCAAUUGUUUUGUCUUGCAGCUGUAAGUAGCUUAAAAAGAGCAGUUCAGACAGUCUGGAAAUUAGCAGUGCCGUGCAUUCACAUUUUUUUUUUUUAAUUAAUUGUACUCACUCUACCUGGAAAGGGCAUUUUAAUGAAUGUCCUUGGUCACAUGCAUACAGUGGUGUUUGCCGCCUUCCUGAGUUCUUAUUUUUUUCCAUGUUUGUCACACUUAAAUGUUUCAGAUCAUCAAACUAAUAGAAAUAUUAGUCAAUGCAAUAAUAAUACAUAAUAAGGUAAUAAGUCCAGUCCAGUCCAGUCCUUCCACAACAGGAGUUAUGUGUGGUAUCGGAUGAUAUCGGAACCGGAAAUUGAGAGUUGGACAGUAUCGGUUAUCGGCAAAAAAGCCAAUAUUGGCCAUCCCAUCAUAUUUUUGAUAUCGGUGAAAUAACAACUGUUAGAUUACAAUAGAUGACUUUGCUUCCUUAUCUUAAAAUUAGCAUCAUAACUCAUCUUCUGUUGUUCGCUAAGUUGCCCAGCCGGUGUUCACACAUGUGGUUCAGUAAUCUGGGAUGCACCAAAUGUAAAAAAAAAAACAAAAAACGGUGUGGACAAAAAGCUAUUGUUGUGAUCAUGCUUAAUUGUACUUGUGAGUGUUCCCUGUUAUUGGUUCAUUCACAGAAAUAUGUUCCCUCAUUGUGCCUCCUCCACAGUCACCACAUCUGAGUGGUUUGGAAGAGCUGACACAGGAGUAUUUAUCUCCAGCACGCUGGGUAGGCUGCUCUGGGCUGGGCUGUACCGGGCGUAGGAAUUGGCCCCACGCUUCAGGCUGUGGGGAGAUAACAGACGUAGUAAUGAAUUCCAGAUUGCUGACAGGGCAGUGUGGCUGCGGAGUAGAUCACACCGACAACGGCGGGCCCCAACUCCUCGUAAAAUGUAUGCCAUCAAACACGCAGCAUAGUGCCGUGGCAGCAAAACCCAGUCGACCUGGGAGAGGUAGCAACAGGGAGCGGGGAACGCCCCUGCCCUUGCUAAAGCUCCCCCCUUGUUUUUUGAUUAGUAAGCUGCUUCACAUAACUGAAUCAUUAUAGAUCGGACAUACACGGACAGUCGCUGUUAAAUUCUAUUAUUUUUUUGACUGACGAUUAGAAAAGACAAUUUAAGGUCAAAUGGCUUUUGGUCUCAAAACCUAAUCCUUUUAAUUUUCAUGUUAUAGGAUUAGUUGGUUUCAUUUUCAAAUAGUGUGCCGAGCGACUGCUUUUGGACAGUCCUCGGGACUUCAACGUAACCUUUCAACAAAGGCAACCGAGUCUGCCAGGAGUUUUGAAUAGCUUUUGUUUAGGUCCCCAGUGGACUGGCCUGCCAAGCCAGCUCUCUUUUUGUUCAGAGCUGUGUGCACUACCUCCGACACGAUGUUAGUGAGUCAGACCUAGGGGCACGCCACCAUUUGUGUGCACGGAUAACGCGGCCAGUCCGUGUGAGACUUGAAGCCACUGACGUUUGAUGUGAGAGAUUGAGGGUAAAUCUCUCAUGGUUCAAUCUUUAACUACCCAGUCAAGCACUGAAACUGCCAGAUCAGAUCUAAAGCAGCUCCCAGUUCUGCCCACCCAAGUUCUCAGAAAGCACCCGUCGCUGAGCUACUGUGAAGAAGAAGUGAUUGAGCAUUACAAGAAACUGAAGGGUCUGACCAGAGGACAAGCCAUUGUGAAGUACCUGGCCCUGGUGGAGUCCCUGCCAACAUAUGGUGUCCAUUAUUACCCAGUAAAGGACAAGCAGGGAAUACCCUGGUGGCUAGGUGUCAGCUACAAAGGCAUUGGCCAGUACGACUUACAAGACAAGCUGAAACCAAGAAAGUUGUUCCAGUGGAAGCAGUUGGAGAAUUUGUAUUUCCGGGAGAAGAAAUUUGCAGUGGAAGUGAACGACCCACACAGUCAAACAGUGAGCAAGCGGACUUUUGGACAGACCGGCCUUGUCAUUCACUCCUGGUAUGCCAGCCAUUCUCUGAUUAAAACUAUCUGGGCGAUGGCCAUCAGUCAGCACCAGUUCUACCUGGACAGGAAGCAAAGCAGAUCAAAUAUGACGACAACGAGGAGUUCAGGAGACAUUGCCAUGGAUCUCACAGAGAUUUCUUCUCAGCGGAUAACUAAACUCACCAGCCUCGAAAGCAAAGACCACCUCAUCAUGGCAAGCAGCGGAAGCCUCAUCUCGGCCGGUUCUGCUGACUCUGACCUUGGCGAGGAGCAGAAGAAAGAGAAAAUGACCGAGCUAAAAAAGAAAGAGAAAAACCUUCAAGACACACUUGCGCAAAAACUUGAAGAACUAAAGAGGAUCUGCAUGCGAGAAGCGGAGCUUACAGGCGCAUUGCCUAAAGAAUAUCCCUUGGCCACGGGCGAAAAACCCCCUCAAGUACGACGACGCGUUGGGACAGCAUUCAAGCUUGAUGACCUUUUCCCCUAUAAUGAGGAUCCACAUUUAAGGAAUCUGGAAAGCAGAUUCGCCUUGCAGCAGAAGAUUGUGGAAGCGGCCAUGAAGUUAACCAACGAGGGUGAUCUAUCCAAGACGGUGAAGAAGAAAAGGAGAAACAACUGUUUGGAUGCAAUGAGAAAACUGGAGGAGAUCGAGAGGGAGAUCAAUGACUACAGGAUCAAGAAAGGAAAACAACCCACCCAGAGAGCCUCUGUGAUCUUAGAUGAUAUCAAUCCAUCAGACCUCAGCUCUCUAUCUGACAGCUUCACACUGGACGAAGAUGACGAGCUCAGUUCCCAGAGACGGCGGUCAACGUCAGUCCAGUACUCACCAAGAUCCCACCAUGCUGAGACUCUGAGGAUUCACUACAGCAAAGAGAGACGAGCUUCCUCUAAUGACCAACACACAGACAGCCGGUUAAACUACGGUCACAUCCAGGAACCCCUCCACCGCGGCCACCGCGAUGCCUUAUUAAGCCACAACAGCCCAUACAAGUCAGCCACCAGACAACCAUGUGACGCGCGCAGUAUGCCUCCUACCCCACUGCUCACCCGCAAUGCCUACAGCAGCACCCAGCUCAAAUCGGAGGAUGAUCCACAGCAUUUUCGCCAGCGGAGCGGGAGUCUGGAGUCCCAGUCUCAGUUUCUACCAGAGACCGAACCACCUGUGCCCGCAUUCAAGUUUUCCCCAACCCGACGCAGCAACAGCACCGAGGUGCUCGAUGACGGCUCCUCCUACACGAGCCAAUCCAGUGUGGAGUAUGUCGUUCCUGGUCACCACAACCACAGGCGUAGGGUGCGCGGCCGCCACAGGAAAGAUAUUUACGCCAACACGGGCAGCAUGCCCAACCUGGCCCAGCCAGAGACACACUGUUAUGCUUACCAGCCCCGGACCCGACCCACUACGACCGCCUACUACGUCACGGGAUAUCCCAGCCAUGCGGAGCCCGAGCCUUACUCGAACGGCGUAUACAUGUACGGCAGUGAGACGGAAGGACACUACAGUGUCAAUCAGUCCUACCAUCCCACCCACGCUGCUUACCGUGCCCACAACUUGCACACUCGCUACAGCAAUGAUGAGAUAGAUGGCACAUCACAAAACCUGUACGCGACACUGAGGCCACCCAGGAACCGCCCGGGCCCCCGGAGUGAAGAGCAGAUGUCGAGGAACUUUCAGAAGGCAGUUGUCGCCGAGCACUUGAUAGGCUGGUACCAUCGCAACACGGCUUACAAACAGGCAGCGUACAGCUACGACUAUGAUCGAGGUUCUCAGCAGAGUGUGAGCUACCCGACCAUGCCUGCACCCCUCAGCCACAACAACAGAAACCUCUCCUACUCAUCAGUUUCUUCGACUGGAAACUGGCACGGCCACAUAAGCGGUCGUAGCAUACUGGAUUGCGACAUGCCCGUGCAGACGCCGCAGACCUACACGUACACGACAGCACCUUUCAGCCUCUCCAACCACAGCAGAUAUGGCACUUCGCAGAUUUUUAGCGGUUCCUGGCACAGCACUGAUGGCCCGGGAGGCUGCAUCUUUUUUCCUGCAAGUUCUUCCUCUUCAGUUUCCUCCUCCCUUCCCUCCUCUUCCUACUCCCCCGACUGUCGAGCGAGGCUGGUGGCCCCCAGAGGGCACAGGCCCAGUCAGGUGCCCCUGUAGCUCCUCAUCCUACAUAGACGUGAACCAAACGCACGCAGGAGUGGACCCCCAAGACCGGAUAUGCUGGCACGAAGACUCCAAACCAGGAACGAUAGUUUAGCUGCCUGUCAUUCAGUAAUAUGACAAGUUGCCACUGUGCCUUAUACUGCACUUACCUGUUUUUUCCCCCUGAACAAGGACAUCCAAAGAAUGAAGGAAUUCAUAUGGACUUAUGCCGAGUGUACUGUUCGCUUAAAUACAAAUGCCAAACGGACUACUACUUAUUCAUCUCUGUGUCUGGAUUGACACAAAGUGCUUAUCGGGAUGGCACUCGUGCGCUGUCGCUGUACCAGCAGCCGCAGAGUUGCUCUGAAGAGGUGAGUGAACUCUGCAAAGGAGCCUCUGAGGAUCAAACCAGUGAGCCACAGCCAACAACUUCUGCCGCUCGCACACGAAUGUGUUCAUUGCGCCUACAAAGGAUCAGACGAGGAUCGAUCGGACCCCCAAUCAAAAAUGAAGGAGCUCGAUAGGCACGAGUCGGACAAAGAUGGCCGGUGAGUGGCCGUCAGAUAAUCUGCUUUUAUUUCGGAAUACUUUCAACCACCAUGACAGUGCUUCCUGUACUCAUUUGUAUUCAGUGUGUCGCCGUACUGGUCACGUAUCUGUGUUCCUGUCUAACGCCAGUAUUACUCCCAAGAAACAGGGUUACUGCCACUGCAACACAAAUACUGGAGAGAAGAAACGAACAAGGAAAAAAAACAAACAUGGUUACUUCAUCCAUGCUGGAACUCAUGGACGGGUGCUCCCAACUUCUCUCAAGAGAAUAAACUGUACAUGUCGUUAUUGUUAACACACUGGUUGUUGUUGUUUUUUUGUUUUUUAGAGCUUCUUGUGUAUUUGAAAAGCAUGUAAUAUAUAGUAAAUAAUGUUAAGCUGGUUCUUAGGAAUUUGUAUCAUUUCAUUUGUUUGAAUAAAAAGAAAUGAGCGUUCGGGUGGAAGUGAUUUGUUUGCUUCGUAGGGCGCAUCUGGUUUACAAGAACAAAGCUAAUCCACUUGAAUGGAGGAGGGGUGCAGGAUUAGAUCUAAGUCCAUUAAAUUAGUUAAUUGAAUGUGUGUUCAGGCAUUUUAGUUAAUGAAACGGUCUUGGAAAUAGUACCAUUAGUGGAACGACAUGCACAAGGAGAGUGCUUUAACCCCUUAUGUGUUUACUUUUGCAAAGAGGACCCGUGAAACUGCAUUAUUGUCUUUCACAAAACUACAGCAAACAACCCGAAGCUCAAAGCUGUGUUUUUAUUGUCUGGUAUUUUCUCAUCCACUGCUGUGUGGCCAGGCUGGUUUCUUGUGUUCUUAAACACUAAAGCCACCAAACCAGUCUUUAAAACCCGUCACACCCACUUCUGGGCAGGGACCACUUCUUCUGUCCUCCCAUUGAAUGACAAGCUAGUGUUUAUUGAACCCAACCCUCCUCCCUCUUGGCAGAAAUGUGCUGUACACAUGUAUGGAUCCUCCCCCGUUCAUGCUCUCAACCCUUCACCUCAUUUCAUUCCCUGACCCGCAUUUUCUACUGCUGCAAGCGUGAAUUGGUUACCACAGUUAAGCAGCCCUGAAUGACCACAGGGGAGGUCUCGCGCUAUCCCCCGGCUCCCUGGCUUUUACGUGUUUGGCAUCCAGCUGUCUCCCGCUUGUCUCUGGGCCUCGGCUGAUUCACACCAGCUGCAGGCGUUAGUGGGCGGCUCCAGGCGACACGCCGCUACUCAAAGACCUCUUAUCUGCUCAGCAAACGACGGCGCUCAAUCAAAGAUUCCCCCUUGAUGAUGUCUUUGAUGUCCCUCGUCCUCGCUCACACAUUCUAAUAGGACUGUCUGUGAGG